AUGACCCCGCUGAAGGAUGCAGUGAAGGCAGUCCCUGGAGAGUCACCUCUUUUCAAUACCUACCUGGGCAAGAAAACCCCUCUGGCAAGCAACUAUACCAAGGUCUUCCCCAAAACUGGGUCGGGGUCUGCAGGUGCCGAUGAUCUUCUCUUUCAGAACUUGUUGGCUGCCGAGUGGAUAAUUUAUUCCUUCUACCAGCAAGCCGUCGAAGCUUUCAAUACAUCCAGCUUCACCGAUCUUGGAUACCCCAACACCACAUAUCAGCGCAUCGUUGAAAUGCGCGAUAAUGAAGCAGGCCACGUUCGCAUCUUUCAAGACCAGAUUUCCGAUAAUUCGGUCACUCCUGGGCCUUGCAAGUACGGAUUCUCAACUACGCAGCUUGAGCCUCUAGUGUGGCUAUCACUACAGACCUAUCUUGAGACGGCCAGCAUGGCUUAUCUCACAGGCCUUGUCCUCGAUGCCAGUCUAAGUGUUUCAAAGUCGGCACUCCUCGCCAUUGGAACCGUCGAGAGCCGACACAAUACCUGGUCUCUUAUUGACGUCUGGAACACCGGUCCAUUCUCUGGCCCUUCAGACACUACCUAUCCUUAUGCAAACCAAAUUCUGGACGCAACCAACGCAUUCAUCAUCCCUGACAGCUGUCCUUCCGAGAACCCUGUCUAUCCGAGCCCAAGACAAAACCUGCCGCAGAUGGGGUUCGUCAAUAAGACUGGCACGACUGGGCACCCAGGAUCGAAAAUCAGCUUCCGCUACACCGACAAGAAUAACCAGCCUCAUUGGAAUGCGAGCGAGAACUACUAUGCCGUCUUUUUCCAUGGCCUCAACAACAUUAGCGUUCCAUACGAUCCUAAGAUAAAUUCCGUCGCUAUUCCUAGAGCUUUCGAUUCCGAUGCUGGUUUGAUUAUUGUCUCCAUUGCAAACACGCCACAUGCUCCUACUGAAGAUAGUGUUGUGGCCGGACCUUUGAUUCUUCUCGAGCAGCCAGCGCUUUUGACUAUGGACUCUCCUACAUUUGCGGCUUAA
This is a messenger RNA of Penicillium manginii, 1023 nucleotides long. RefSeq lists its product as uncharacterized. NCBI's taxonomy places the organism in Eukaryota, Fungi, Ascomycota, Eurotiomycetes, Eurotiales, Aspergillaceae. The transcript has a single exon. The record is from RefSeq and is a predicted model, not a curated record. Bases 1 to 1023 code for a protein of 340 amino acids.